AUGCGUAGCGCUGCUAAUAAUCUUGGCGGUACUAAGGCAUGUCAUUUACGAGAGUUGUUUACAAUUGGCUUCAGUGGCUCACGUCAAACUGGGAAAACUCGCUGGUUAAUUGAGUAUACUAUACGUAACCCUAACGUUCUAGUUGUGGUAAUCAAUUUAUAUUUCAAACGUGCUUUGCUACAGUACGCAACAGCUUACGACAAUCUUAAAGAUGGUCUGGUCGUCGGACGUGCGCCAGUGUCAUUUGAAACCAGCAAUGAGGUGAUCGAAUCUAAUGCCGGCAUUCAAGGUACUGUGUCGUUCAGCAGCCUCAUUUGA
Messenger RNA from Dictyostelium discoideum AX4, 318 nucleotides. RefSeq lists its product as hypothetical. The transcript has a single exon. Lineage: Eukaryota; Evosea; Eumycetozoa; Dictyosteliales; Dictyosteliaceae. The record is from RefSeq and is a predicted model, not a curated record. The coding region runs from base 1 to 318 and encodes 105 amino acids.